Molecule: messenger RNA, 1047 nt
Organism: Phaeodactylum tricornutum CCAP 1055/1
Lineage: Eukaryota; Bacillariophyta; Bacillariophyceae; Surirellales; Neidiaceae
Exons: 1
Coding region: 1-1047 (348 amino acids)
Molecular function (GO): protein binding
Source: RefSeq, a predicted model, not a curated record
AUGACCCAAAGUGCCUCAGCAUUCCGGACACGAAGACGUACACUCGCCAAGCUUCCAGGGAUGCGAUGCCCAGAAUUCCUCGACACACGGGACAGCUGGCUUGGUUUCACGAAAUCACAAUCCCGCGUUUCGAAGAAAGUGGCAAACUCGAGAGCCAAAAAGAAUCGGACGACCACACGCAUUGCGCAUACUCGCACGACUGCCCAACGACAAGCCGAGCCAAGCAUCCUCGCGCCAUCACGUGAUUGUUGCGCGUCUACCAGCACGGGAACGGACAAGCAAAACGUUUUGAAAAUCCCGAAGGAAAGCGCUCGUAGUAUGGACUCCGCGAAAGUCAAAGAGCUGUUGCAAUCUACUGACAUUUCCUUGCUGAAGGACACUUUGCGUGUGUACCAAGACGUAAAUCCCGAAGAGGACGCACGGCAACAAGAGCAACUGCUCAAACUGCAAAUCUUGUUGUGGAGUCGAAUAUUGCAUUUACAGCAGAAUGAUCCCAACUGCAAUCCUCUAGAUAUCGUUGAAUCCUACCACCAUUUAAGUCGGUGUUGGAUGUCCAUGGGGGAUACAACCAAAGCCAUUGGUCAACUCAGACACGCACUCGCAGUACAAGCCGACAACUGCCAAACAUUACAGCUACUGAGCGAUGCUCACUUGAGUAGUGCGGAUUACGAAAGUGCAAUUGACUGGCAAGAAAAAGCAAUCAAUGGGAUGCAGGAAAGGAGAAAGGACGGAGCUAGUGUUUGCUUUGCUUACGGCAACCUUGGGGCAAUUUUCGAAGCUAAGGGUGAUUUUGAACAGGCAAUUGCCGUGUUGCAGAAAGGGCAAAGUUUUUGGCCUUCGGACAAUAAUGUGGCACUCCCUACGGGGGAGGCUGCGGAUUUGGCAGUGCGGUUGGGUAUGCUGCUGGAAAAAAUGGGUCAAUACACGAAGGCCGUUCAGGAACUGACCGUGGCGCAUAAGAUGCUGGUUCAUUUGAAAGGGGAGGGUGAUGCGCAAGCCGAAGAGGUGGCCUACCUAUUGGACAUGGCAUCGAAUAUGGUGGAAUAA